UUGGAAAUGAAAUAUGCGUUCACAUGGCGCUGCCUGGCGAAUACUGCGAUGAUGGGAUAAACGUCUACCAGGCCUAUAUACUUGUGAUCGGAUUUGAUUUUCUUCAGAAACAGCUGGCUAAAGCUAUUUUUUUCCCACUCGCUUUCUGGUUGCAAGUAGAAAAGACGAGCAGAGCAACCAUGUCGAGCAGUUAGCAAGGUGUUUGAAUCCAGAUAACAUCUCUCCACCAAACAAGAUACGGAAUGCUUGGCCAUAAACUUUACGGCUCUCCCCUGCACACUCCCCGUGACGGCGAGUGUUGCCUGGAUGGGGAAGGCGUUGACACCGGCGUGUGGUGUGCAAGUGAAAUUCCUAACGACCUAGUGUUAGGAUCAUUCGAAGGGGCGCUGCGUCUGGGGGACGGCAUGAAAGAUGAACGUCAUCGACCAUAUAUGCUGCAGAUUCGAUAUGUAGAUGGUAAAAUAACAACCAAUGAUGAUGUGCCGUGGAUACGAUUUAUUAGUGCCGCUCGUAAUGACGUCGAACAAAAUACAGAAGCAACCACUGACACAAACGGACAAGUUAUAUUACGAACAACGAGGCGAAUAUCAGUCGGCGAAGAGCUGCUCGUCUGGUACUCGGACAAGUUACAACAACUCAUGAAUAUCCCACAAGUACUUCCAUCACGAGAUCACACAGGUCAGAUCAACUACGUGUGUCAGUAUUGUUGCAAGAGGUACCAACAUCCUAAUACGCUGAAGUCGCAUUUACGAUUUACGUGUGUCAGAGCUUCAGUGUCAGCCGCUAUGCUCCUCUCGUCAUGCCAACCGAUUCCGCGUCCGAAAAACAUGUUAGAUUUACCGACGCAAUGGUCUACGAAAUCAGCAAAUUGUUUAGGGUCACGAUUAGAUAUUAAUUUACUGAGAUCACUGGCGGACACGGUGACACACAGUGGGCCACAGGUAGGAUUUCGAGCAUUUAAACCAAUAAGUAGAUGCACUGAACAUGCUAAAAGUGCUUUCAAAGCUCACCAAAAUCAUCGCUCUUCCGUUGAAGAUGCUUCAAAUAAACUGCAAAUUUCAACGCCAAAAUCAGAAGCAUCUACUAAACUCCAUUCCACAAAUUCUGGUAUUUCCUCAUUAAAUUAUGAUUUGACAUCAAGUUUGCAUUCUCGAUUACAUAAUUCUAUUCCGUCAUUAGACUUCGCUGGACCAUUUACGGAUGCGUCCUUUAGAAAUCAUUUGAACACGUCUUCAUGCGUCAUGUAUGGUUGCCCUUGCUAUCUCCAUCGUCAUCAAGACAUUCUCAGCCCGGUCGAACCAUUACCGCAUCACCAAUAUCCACUUGACUGUCGAUUGACCGGCACAGACCGUAGGUCGAGCACUUCAAGUGUAGAUGCCACACGACGUUGGCCGUUUUACAGCUUUUUACAGCAUCCAGUAGGCAACUGGACAAAAAACCGCCAAAACCCGUCUUCCACUGAGCCGCAUGUACCUGCUGAUACUUCGCAAUCAAAGAGCAAAAGAGGACAUUUAUGCAUCUACUGUGGAAAGUUUUACUCCAGAAAGUAUGGACUGAAGAUACAUCUAAGAACGCAUACGGGUUACAAACCACUAAAAUGUAAAGUAUGUCUGCGUCCAUUCGGUGACCCAAGCAACCUUAACAAACACACAAGAUUGCAUGCUGAAGGAGAAACGCCGUACCGCUGCGAAUUCUGUGGCAAAGUGCUGGUGCGCAGACGCGACUUGGAACGACACAUCAAAUCCCGCCAUCCGAUGGAAACAUCCCAGAAUAUAGACGAUGAUUUGAUAAAUGUGGAAGAUAUUACGUCAUCAAGUUUAAUAUGCGACGAUGAUUCUGAUGAUGAACCGACGACAUUAUUGAAAGAUUCAAUAGAAACAGAAUCGUGCGAUAAUAAAAUAAGCCAAAAUGUUAAAUAAGUCCUAAUAUGUAUUUUUUAUGACAAACUCUCGAGAAAACAGUAGCUUGGGCCACAAUUUUGAAUCAAGGAGUUGUAAAAUACUUGCUUAAACAAUAUUCCGAUCGAAAACACCAGGCUAAUUGAGAUAUCAAAAUAGUUUGUUAAAAUACGAUAGUAAAUGUAAACCAUAUUAAAUCAAUUUGAUAGACCUAA
This is a messenger RNA of Anneissia japonica, 2113 nucleotides long. RefSeq names its product zinc finger protein 354B-like. Lineage: Eukaryota; Metazoa; Echinodermata; Crinoidea; Comatulida; Comatulidae. Gene Ontology annotation, molecular function: protein binding. The transcript has 3 exons. The coding region runs from base 243 to 1919 and encodes 558 amino acids. Gene Ontology annotation, cellular component: nucleus. The record is from RefSeq and is a predicted model, not a curated record.